AUGACCGAUUACGCCGCAGCGGCGACGACUUCCGAACCUUCUUGGACGUGGUGGAUGACCACGGCGGCGGCAGCGGCGGUCAGGAUGCGAAACCUCCGGGACCACCACCUCGGCGGAGGAGGAGGAGGAGGCGGCGACGGCUUCAACGAACAUCCGGACGACGAAUACGUCGGGCCCAACAGAAAGCGGCAGCGUAUCGAUAGCGACGGAGGCCACGACGAGUUUUGGAAUACCUGUGGUGUUUACGAACGGGAUGACGGCGGAUCGCGGCAGGCAUACGACACGGUAGCCGUGGGACCGCUGGAUUUGUCCGUGAAAGCCACGCUGACGGCGUCCGCGCACAUUGUUGACGAACGACGCAGGGUCUGCGACGGCCGCGGUGAAAAAGACGUCGACGAGUACAGGGCUACGACUCCGGUGAAGAGACCCGCCGCUACCACCCGCAUCUCCAACAGUAAAUCGUCAAAAAAGACUACUGGCGGCAAGGCGGCCUACUCCGGCAAAGCGACUACCUCGGGUACGCCGUCAGCAGCAGUAAAGGCGGCCACCCGGAAACUUUUACCGCAACUACUCAUGGACCAGCGCGUGGACCGGUCGUCCCCGGUGUCCGGUACGAUAAUCGUACCCGCAACGACCGAAGAUCCGACAACGCCACCCCCGCAGUCGUACGAUUCCGGCGACGCGGGCGACCGGGACGACGACUACGAGAGCGGUGACAUCGAUCCCGAGUUUAACGUCGUCGUGGUCACCGAGGAAGCCCGCCGCCGGCUGGAGAGCAUUCCGAACGCGUUGGGUCCGUACAAAUGCAAAUUGUGCAGCGUCCGGUUUUCCGACGCGUUCGCGCUGGCCCGUCACAGGUGCCGGUGUAUCGUGCACGUUCGAUACCGGUGCCCCGAGUGCGACAAGGUGUUCCAGUGUCCGGCCAAUUUGGCGUCACACCGGCGAUGGCACGGCGGCUCCGCGGGAACGACGCCCAAAACGUCAGGCGGCAACGGCCGCAGCACCAAGAAUGCCUGCAACGGCGGAUUAGACAAACGAGAAGCCGCGGCGGCGACGGUGACGGUCGUCGCCAACACCGUUACGGUCAAACAGGAGGAAGCGACCACCACCACCACCACCACCACCACCACCACCACUACCAACAACAAUAACAACAACAACAACAUCGACGACGACGACACCGACGGCGUCACGGUCUACGGCCGAGGCAAGAACGCGGGCGGCGCUGUCGCGGCCAUCCCGACGGCCGUGGCGGGAUUCAAAAAGAACAUAUUGCACAGAGCGGUGCAAGCGGCCGCGGCCGCCGCGAACAACGACGGUGUGGGCGCGUCGUAAUCACGUCCAUCAUAAGAGUAAACUCUACAACAACUGGUAUAACAACAACAAUAAUAAUAAUUACGGUAUUAUAGCUCGUUCUAUAAUUAUUACUUCUGUACGUACGAAAAACUCACACACACACACCUAUGGUAUUAACACGCGAGAUACGAGAGAAAAAAGGGCGUGCCUGAAACAAAAAAAAAACAAAAACAAAAAUCAACAUGCAUUUCCGGGGAGAGAAUAGGUGGUUUUACGUAUUUUUUUUUUUCGUUCUUAUUCCUACGCAUUUACCGCCCGAUCGUUUGGCAUCUUAUGAAACGGAUUUCCCGCGCUAGUGCGUUUUUGACGCGCGAACUCGUCUGCGCGAUAUAAAACACGACCGCCGCUCAGGCACGCCCAAUACAAUAGUAUAUCCUAACGUUAUUUAAAUAGCCGCCGAACAAUACUCGGAACGGUCACCGGCCCCGAGGAUUUACCGCACGCGGGUUUGUGUCCGUCAAUGCCGCCCUCCGGGUUUUCGAAUACAUAUUUUUUAUUUUUUGGUUUUUUUUUUCACAGUAGCUACUAAUAAUAUUCGCGUAAAACGUUAUUAUCAAUUAAUAUAUUAUUAUUACAAAUAUUACGAGGUAUACCAGUCGUGUACCCAAUAUUUAGUAUACACGCGACGUGUAUUUGAAAAUAAUUCUAGUCGUACACGAUACGUGUAAAUUACUGAUUACAAAUAAUGAUUACGGACUCGACGUUAGAUUUUCGACAUUUUCGUUAUAGUUAAUUAGUACCUAAAUUUUUGGAAAAAAAUUUGUAUCUUUAACAUUGACCCGUCUCGUGUCAAUGUAAUUCGUUAUUAGAUUAUAUACAUUGUAUUAUAAAUAUAUAUAUAGUCAUUAGUUUUAAAUAUAUUAUAAUUAUUCUUAUAUAUUAUAUAGUUAACGCGCGCGGUAAGAGUAAUCAACUACUAUGUAUUAACAAUAAUGGUAUUCGUAUUGAGUUUGCGAUUGUUCGAAC
Messenger RNA from Cinara cedri, 2322 nucleotides. The record is from the annotation of a GenBank genome assembly. Lineage: Eukaryota; Metazoa; Arthropoda; Insecta; Hemiptera; Aphididae.